Molecule: messenger RNA, 2905 nt
Organism: Coccidioides immitis RS
Lineage: Eukaryota; Fungi; Ascomycota; Eurotiomycetes; Onygenales; Onygenaceae
Product: phosphoserine transaminase
Exons: 3
Coding region: 186-1490 (434 amino acids)
Biological process (GO): L-serine biosynthetic process
Cellular component (GO): cytoplasm
Molecular function (GO): pyridoxal phosphate binding; O-phospho-L-serine:2-oxoglutarate transaminase activity
Source: RefSeq, a predicted model, not a curated record
CACCGCAUUCGCCCCAUAGCGACUGCUCUGUACUUCUCCCUCAGAAGUUCAGCGAGCUGAGUGACGACUUAUAGGUGCCCUGCUGCAGCAUCACUCACUGGUAGACAUCACCCCACCGUCACCAAUCAUCACCAUCCCACGCGAAGCGCAGCUCCUCUACGCAGUAUCCAAAUCACACGCCGAUCAUGCCCUCCCGGUCCGAGGUUGCUUACUUCGGCGCGGGCCCCGCCCCGCUCCCCACCCCUGUUGUCGAAGGUGCCGCCAAAGCUUUUGUCAACUUCAACGAUGCCGGUCUUGGUCUUGGAGAGAUCUCCCAUCGCUCCCCAACGGCCAACAAGAUCCUUGCAGAGACCAAAGAGGCCCUCACUACCCUCCUCGAUGUCCCAGACAAUUAUGAAAUCCUGUUCAUGCAAGCCGGCGGGUCAGGAGAAUUCAGCGCCGUGGUGUAUAACCUCGUCAGUGUAUGGGUUGAGAGAAGACGGCGGAAGAUCAACGCUGCUCCAGAGGAGACACUUGUGGCGGAACUAAAGAAGCAGGUGGAGGAGGAACUGAAGUUGGAUUACCUUGUCACCGGAUCAUGGUCGUUGAAAGCGUCCCAGGAAGCAGCUCGGUUGCUUGGAGAAAAAUAUGUCAAUGUUGCUGUUGAUGCGAGGAAGGACAAUAGAGGGAAGUUUGGCAAGAUACCAUCAGAAGAAACUUGGAAUCUCACCAAGACGAAAAAAGAGGGCGGAAAAGCGGCCCCUGCCUUUGUCUAUUUCUGUGACAAUGAGACCGUGGACGGCGUAGAAUUUCCGAGUUUCCCCAAGGUUUUGGAACCACAUGGCGGUGAUGAGGAGGAUGAAAGAAUCGUGGUCGCCGACAUGAGCUCCAAUUUCUUGAGCAGGAAAGUGGAUGUUAGCAAAUAUGGAAUCGUAUUUGGUGGCGCCCAAAAGAACAUUGGUGUUGCUGGCAUUGCAGUGAUCAUCAUACGGAAAGAUCUCCUACCUCCGCACACCGCCACCCCUCCGCCGUCGUUGCUCCGCCAGCUCAAUAUCGGCGGACUUCCCGGUCCCAUCGUCCUCGAUUAUGCCACAAUCGCCAAAAACAAUUCGCUAUAUAAUACCUUACCCAUUUUCAACCUCUGGGUCGCCGGUCAAGUCAUGAUCAAUUUAGUAAACCUUUACGGAGCCAAAAAGGUUUCAGGGCAGGAGCAAAUUGCAAACACAAAGGCUCAAUUGAUAUACGGUGCGUUGGACAAGUAUCCAAGUGUUUAUACUGUUGUGCCAGAAAAGGACGUACGGAGCAGGAUGAAUAUCUGCUUUCGUGUUCAUGGAGGUGAUGCAGACAAGGAAAAGGAGUUCGCUAUCGGUGCAGAGAAGAGACUGCUUCAAGGGUUAAAGGGUCACCGGAGCGUCGGCGGAAUGAGAGCCAGCAAUUAUAACGCCGUGCCACUUGAGAAUGUCGAGAGACUUGUUCAGUAUCUGGAGGAUUACGCCAAUGGACGUGUCUAAAGCGGGCAAGGCGUGAUGGUAUACUCUAUGGUACAUGUUUCAACACUGGGGGGGAGAAAAAAAAAAUCAUCGCUGAGAUAAAAGGGGGAAAAAUAAUGAUAUACCAACCAGAAACGGGUGUAUAUUGAACAAAGAAACGCGGCACAAAAAGAAAAAGGGGGGGGGGGGUUUCCGCGGGAAAUGAUUCAACCAUACUCCAGAGCUAUGCGGGCAAAAAAAGUAAAAAAUUGGGGAUAUAUAGAUAUUUCAUGGACUUUUGAUUUUAUAGUUUCCAGACAGUCCAACCCUUCAAGUUAAGUUGUUCAAGAAGACCCUGGAGAGGACCCUGAAUUUCGACUCCGUUUCUCCACAAUUUCGGGCCUGCUAGAUAACUAAUGAAUCCAUCUGGUCCUGAUAUUAGGAUCAAUUUUGUUUUCCGUCGAUUGUCUGUCUCGUAUUUAUCCAUCUGACCGGUGAAGUGUAAUAUAGUUUCUUUCCCAAUGAGGGUGUUCUCUUCGUCCACGAAGUAGUCAACAGACAACCGGCCGCGAGAUUGAAGCUUAAGCUCUUCUAGCUGUGAGACAGUAAAGCCUUUAGGCUCAUUAGCCAGCUCCGGGUCGUCUCUCCUGGAUGUUGCGCCUGAAAAGACCCUUGACCACCAGCUAGUAGGGGCUGCCGCUGGAAAAUCAUUUCGUCCUCCCAGACAAUCGUCCCUCCGUCUGUUCGCCCAAAGUAUACGCAUUCUCACGUCUUUCAGCUGUCUCUCCCCAAAAAUAGUAUGCGCGGCCUGCAAUGCUGGUGCAAUGCCGGUCCCGCCCGCUAUAAAUAGGACCUCGCGGAUAUCAUCAGGCAGUUCAAACUCCAUCUGCGGGCCGCGGAACUCUAGUAUCGCUCCCGGUUUCAGGGAAUGCAAGUAGCCUGAAACUUCCCCUUCAGGCUCCCUCCGAAUCAAAAACUGCAAAUUAUCACCGUUCCUGACAGCCUCGUCGAUCGGCAGCUCAUCUUCCCCAAUCGGUGGGAGUGGCGUAUAAUCUCGUCCGACCUGCAGGUGUGGCUGCUUGAAUUGGACGCUCCAUAGCCCCUUUCUCCACGCCUCCAAGUAAACUUCAUAGUUUUGCGCUUGUUUGACCGGCCGCAGGGUGAAGACGCUGCACGUGGAGGAGAUGGGUGCUUUGGAGAUAAGUUGGUACUUUGUGAACGUGAAGGGAUUUAACGUUGAACUAGGGUUUUUCUCGCGAUAUUGAAGGUAUGCACCGAUUCCACCCGCGGCUACGGUCAAAAUGGUGAUUUGUAGCCAGCGGCGUCUCUUCGGUAAGGAAUUGCUCGAAUUUGAACUCGUUGCAUUCUCGCGAAACUGGACGCUUCGAGGGUUCCGGCAGGUCUUCCAGGCAAGCGCCCUUAUGGUCGACUCGAGGCCCCAAACUGCAGGAAAUUUG